Messenger RNA from Cladocopium goreaui, 4434 nucleotides. The record is from the annotation of a GenBank genome assembly. Lineage: Eukaryota; Dinophyceae; Suessiales; Symbiodiniaceae.
AUGAUGUGGACGCGCCAAGAGAGUCGGCAUGUUCUCUAUGCCUCUCCGGCUGCAUUAGCUGACCAUGCCGUUCUCCAUGCAAUACACCAACUUCCCAACCGCGAUGCCAUCGAUGCCAUCGAUGCCAUCAAUGUUCUGUUGCAUUCGCUCCCUGUGUGGAGCUCUCGCGCUCUCUACACCAAGCUGAUGAAGGGUGACAGAAUACGCCAAGACCAGUGGUACGACCGCUCUUGGCAAGACAACAGGGAUUGGGACAGCCGAGCCCGAUCUACGCAGCCAACGUCCUCUACGGAGACGAGAGGCUGGAACCGUCGUUCCCGAGCGUCCUCUGCCGCCACCUGGCAGGAAGAGGCAGCCCGGUCAAAUCGAACUCUAAGGAGAGAUAGCCGAUUCACUCAAGACAGGAAUCGUCGUGGACAUCGAUCCGUUGCAGCGACCCAGCGCCGGAUCGAUCGAGGACAAGAACGCCGAAGACAGGCAGAGCUAGCAGCCCAACAGGCGCAAGCAGCGACUCAGACAGAGCCGCAACAAGGAGACACCGCUCCUCCCGAGCCAAGUAGGCCCCCACGGGUGUCCACUAGCGAGAGGAGAGCGCGGUCAGCCCCGCCCCCAGGCCAAGCAGCCUUAGAGGCGAACGAAGAGGCUGAAGUAAGCCUGGUCCCUCGGAAGGAUCGCAGGCGAAGAGACAGGGCCGAGACGAAGGCCAAGUCACAAGAGCCCAUUCCAGAAGAAGAAUUGGAAGAAGUUCUAGAGGAGGAGCUACCACCCGGCGCCCCAGAAGAGAUCGCAGCCGCGGCAGCUGACGCGCCAGCAGAAGAAUCUGGCAACGAGACGGAAGUUGAGUGGGGAGAUUCGCCCUCGAGCUACAGCAGCUACGAGGUGUGCGAGAUCCCUGACCUGGAAACCGCCAGGAAGCGGUAUCCUUCCUUGGAUGUGUCCACCAACUUGACACCGUGGCUUGUGCGCCACGCGGCAUGGCUGAUAGCACGUUUCCAUGUGAGAGGAAAAGAUGGGCUCACGCCCUAUCGCCUGACAACUGGCAGCGACUACUCGCACCCAGUCGCCAUGCUAGGCGAAGUAGUUCUUGGUAAAGUACCGACCCCGAGGGGCAAGAUGCAGCGAAGGUGCAUCAAAGGCAUAUGGCUAGGUAAGCUGGACAGAGACGACAGCAAUGUGCUCGGCACGUCGUCUGGGGCAAUCGCCGUGAGAUCGGUGAGAAGACUGCCAAAGGAAUCGCAGAUCAGUCAAGAGCUGAUGAACAACAUGAAAGGAAUUCCUUGGCAACCCCGCGACGGGAUGAGGCACAAGAUCAACAGAGAGCUGUCACAGCCAGUGGCACUCCCAGCGCCAGCCGCAGCGGGUCCCACCGCGCUGGCAUCAGAACCCCCAGAGGAAGAACAUCCGACACUGGCAGAAGAUGGUCAAAACGUUGACCAGGAUGGGUUAGUCGUGCAAGCCGCAGCCCAGCUGGAAGACCUACUUGGCGACCAAGCCGAGGACUUCCCAGCGGGUAUCCCCGCGGACGACGACGACGCGCUUAGCUGCGUGCCCACCACGCCAGCAAGAUCUGAAGCUGCAGAUCCUCCGCCGGCAGCAAGGCCGAGCGGGCAGCCUCCGCCCUUCCGAGGUGCGGGAUGGUCAUCGUCGCUUCAGAGCCUCCCGGACGAACCGAUGAGUCCGAGCGGACUUGGUCAAGGAGGGAAGCGAGUAAGGGAUGAUCAGGCAGCGCUUGCACCCGGACAAGCUGAAGCCAAGCAGUCCAGGCAAGCAGGUGUCUUGCAGCAUUUAACAAAUCACGAGAUCUGGUCCCAUAUCCAAGAAUGGGCCAACUCCGAAGACAAGAGCAAUCCAAUGGCUUUGCAAAGGAUAGCCAAUGUGACGGAUUUCGUCGACCAAUUGCUCGACCCAGAGGAGGUCACCAAAGCGCGAAAAGUCCAACUUCAAAAGCUUUGGGAGCGAGGUGCCUUCACACCCGUGCACCGCCAAGAAAUCCCAAAAGGUUCACAAAUCUUCUCACACAAAUGGGUUGACAAGUGUUCCAAAGGAGCAUACAAGUCGCGUUUCACAUGCGCUGACGUCAAGGCUCGCUACACAGCAGCCGAGGAGGAGGGAUUGGACGUGUUCGUUCCAACUCCUACCCCAGAAGCGCACAAUCUUCUGGAGGUCUAUGCUCUGACAAAGGGUUACUACGCCCGAAGUCUGGACAUCGUCGCAGCCUUCUUGAUUGGAGCUGACCGAGGAGCCAGCGAAGGGAAGCAUGUCUACAUGCGUGCACCAGUUGAAUGGCACGACAUCUUCCUUGAGUGGCUAGAAACUCUCAGCCCCGAAUUGAAGGAUUGGUACAAGGAAUCGUUCAAAGAACUUUUCUUCAGGUUGGAUGGAAACCUAUACGGCAGAAGGACAGCCGGAUCCGUCUACAGAAAUGAGCUGGAGGAAAUCCUCUGCUCAAAGGUUGAUCCACAGCGGUAUUCUUUCUCUCGUGGUGAGAAGGAUCCAUGUGUCUUCCGUUGUGACAAGUCAGGGAUCAUCCUGAUUCACCACAUAGACGACAUCCGUAUGGCUGGACCAAAAGAGGCUGUCAACCACCUGGUUGAAGUCGAAAUGCCGAAACACUGUGAGGUCCAAGCAGGAGAGCUCGAAAGCGAAGGAACAGCUGUUGAGUACCUGGGUCGCACCAAGGUACGAACCAAAGAUGCUAUCAUCACGAUACCAGAUGAGAAGCACAUCAAAGCUGUCAUCGCUGCUGCGGGAAUCUCCGCCAGAGACCGCAGUGAGGUUCCUUCCAAACAACUGAACCUCUUAGAAACGGAGCCUCUUGGCGAGGCAGAUGCCAAGCUGUAUCGCUCGGCAGUAGGAUCAGCGAUCUACCUGUCGCUGGACAGGAGGGAGAUCCAGUACGCGGUGAAAGAAGCAGCGCGACACAUGUCGCAACCGCGAAAAUGUGACAUGCAAGCCGUCAAGACCCUUGCGGCAUACUUGCAGUCGCACCCACAUGUUGGCCGAGUCACAACCUGUGAUCCCAACUGUAGCUCAGAGUGGCCAUGCGAAUUGUAUAGCGAUUCGGAUUGGGCCGGAUGCCUAGAAACACGGCGAAGCACCGACUGUUACAUAGCAGCUGUGUGUGGUGCAAUCGUCGCAUGUGGCACACAGACCCAACCGGGCCUACCAGCGACAAGUUCGCCGGACGCAGAGCUCAGGGGAGUUUCGAGGGCAGCUCGGGAAGCCAUCUUCCUCAAGGAGCUGAUCACCCGAGAUUUUGGCCAGCAGUGCGGUAAGCCCCGCCUAUGGACGGACAGUUCAUCGGCAAUGCAAGCUUCCAAGCGCAUUGGACCAGGUUCCAAGCUCAGACACCUAGAAGUCUGUGAGUUCUAUGUGCAAGGAGCUUUGCAGUCCAAGCAGAUAGCUUUGGGCAAGGUCAAGGGCACCGUGAAUUGUGCCAACUUCCUCACCAAACACCCAAAGAGUGGAACGGAAGUAAGGCAAGCAAUGCCUGGUUUAGGCAUGUAUGAAGCUCGUGACGGAGAAGAUAUGCUCUCUUCGAGCAAGAAGAUCUCUGUCAAGGUCUCAACCGUGACCAAGCAGCAUGCGUGGAAGACUCCUACGCCAGCUUGUGUUGGUUGGAUCAAAGACCAAGAUCGAGCGGGAAGAACCGCCACGGCCUAUCGGCAAAAUGGACAACUGGUCGGGUGCAUCAAGGCACUUGUUGUCCUGAGCCAAGUUCAGGCUGUGGCAGGGCAGCCAACAUACUGCCUGUCCCCAUACGAAUGGUAUGCAUUGUUUUUCUUGGCCGCAAUCGGCACGUGUGUGCUGAUAUGGAAACUGGCAGAACAGUUCAUCGCUUGUUGUGUGGACUGGUUAUGUCCAAUCGAGCCAGUAGCACAAGAAACAGGCCAUGAGGUGCAAUUGCACAUCCAAGAUCAGCAGAUCACCUUGCGACUCAGGGUGACUGCCAUCAGAAACAAUCAGCAGCUAACGCUGACCAAUCCAGCGCCAGCGGCAACCCCGCGGUCAGAGCCGGCGGCAAACCCGCGGACACCAGCGGUAGCCCCGCGGUCUCCUGAGGAACUUACCCCUCGAGGGAUCGAGAGGUGGCAUGAGGAACGUUGGGUCCAAGAAGCCGCAGAGGCCAGAAUGACCAUGCAGGAGUUGAUCGACUGGCGCAACCAAGAAGAGUCUCUCCUACGAGGAGAGCAUCCCGGCGGCAUGUCGGACCCCCAGGACUCUGAGUCAAGUGAGUCCGAGGCGGCACCAGCCAGCGCGGGCAGCACCGCUGAACAUCGGGCAGCUCCGCCUGAGCGGGCAGACCCGCCGACCCGGGAACCGGAAAGCGAAGCCGAUGCAGCCAGCAUCGAGCGGAGCGACCCGUUCGCCCAUAUGUCUCCGGCAGAAUUCGAAGAAUGGAGACGGGCUGAAGACCGGUUCCUGGGGAUGUAG